GCGGGAUGACACCAAGCGCACCCUAAGAGGACAGCAUCUGCAUCGUCAUGCCAUCCGAGGAGAAAGCGCCCCAGGGUCCAUUAGAUAUAUGCCUCCCUCCAUUGGCCCUCCCCUUGCGGCUCCUGAUAGACAUGCAGCCGGGUUAUCGGGCUGGGCCGAAUUGGCUGCCGGUCUGCCUCUCAUUGGCCUCGUCUUCCCUGUCAGCAGCUUUUCCCGUCCCAUUCUCUGGGCUGAAAGCUGGCGAUAA
Messenger RNA from Verticillium dahliae VdLs.17, 247 nucleotides. RefSeq lists its product as uncharacterized. Lineage: Eukaryota; Fungi; Ascomycota; Sordariomycetes; Glomerellales; Plectosphaerellaceae. The record is from RefSeq and is a predicted model, not a curated record. Bases 89 to 247 code for a protein of 52 amino acids. The transcript has a single exon.